Molecule: messenger RNA, 2661 nt
Organism: Kalmanozyma brasiliensis GHG001
Lineage: Eukaryota; Fungi; Basidiomycota; Ustilaginomycetes; Ustilaginales
Product: Peptidase M3A/M3B
Exons: 1
Coding region: 1-2661 (886 amino acids)
Biological process (GO): peptide metabolic process
Cellular component (GO): mitochondrion
Molecular function (GO): metalloendopeptidase activity
Source: RefSeq, a predicted model, not a curated record
AUGGCGUCCACUUCAAAGCUCGCGCAGCGGGCCGCUGCGUCAGUGGCCCGCUCUUCGCGACAGCAUCUGGCAUCAUCAUCAUCUCGACUUCCGUCGCUUCUCGCUCAUGCAGUGCCAACUGCGUCGAAUGCGGAUCAGAAAGCCAGGAAAUUCAACAUAUGUAGGAGACCGUUCAGUACAUCACCAUCGACACGGAGAGUGCAGCGCCCCGCCUCGUCCGCACCUAUUCUCCCCAACGUCCGCCCAGACCACGAGAAGGACAACGAAGAGCUGCGCUCCUUAUUCGACGCACCACCGUCCUCCUCCUCGUCCAGCAAUCUUCGAUCCUCCGGGCCGUCAACAGGCUUGUUUGAGAUUCCAUCCCUCACGUCGCCGCAGAGCUUUCUCACGCUGGCGCAGCAGACGCUCGCACGGGCGCAGCUGCUCGUCGACCGUAUCGACCGUGCCGGCUCGUCAGACGUCAGUACAUCAGCCGGAAAAGCGGAGCUCAAGGAGGUCGUGCGCAAUCUCGAUCGACUCAGCGACCUCCUCUGUGGAGUGAUAGACAUGGCGGAGCUCGUGCGGAAUGCGCAUCCGGACCCGGAGUGGGCAGAGGCGGCCAAUGCAGCUUACGAGUACCUCUGCGGGUACAUGAACGUGCUCAACACCCACACGGGACUGUAUCGCGUGCUGAAAGAUAUUCUGUCCAACAAGGACAUUGCGGAUACGCUAUCAUCGGAGGCGAUAGCCGUCGCGCAGGUGUUUCUGCGCGACUUUGAAAAGUCAGGAAUCCACCUGCCACCAGCGGAGAGGGAGCGAUUCGUUCAGCUCAGUGAUGAGAUCCUUGUGCUCGGUCGAGGCUUUCUCCAGGAUAUCGCGGGAAACGAUGCAUCGGACGACUUUGCACGCAACGCAAGCGCCAAGACGGAGGUGGACAAGUCGGAUACGGUGGAGGUCCCAACACACUGGCUCGAGGAGGUCAACCCGACCGUGAUGAAGGCGAUCCGAGCAAGCGCUAUCACGGACCGCGAUGGGCUGCUCACCUUCUCCGCAGCCGAUCAGCCAUGGGUAUUUCAAACGCUGCUCAAGUAUGCACCCGACGAGCGAGCGCGAAAAGUCGCCUUCCGAGCCGCCAACUACGGCAGCCAGGCACAGGUACAACGUCUCGAACGACUGCUCAAGGCGCGUGCAGAGCUGGCAACGCUCACAGGAGCCGGCUCGUACUCGGAAAUGGCACUGGGGGACAAGAUGGCAAAAGAGCCACAGAACAUCGAAGAGUUCCUCCGCGCCCUCACCAAUCAUCAUCGUCCACGAGCUUCGCAGGACCUAGACAAGCUUCGCAAGCUCAAACAGAAAGCUUCUAUCACAGCACACGGAGCCAAGAGCGGGUCGAUGUUCAACCCGAACCCUACGCUACCGGCUUUUGCACCGUGGGACAGGGAUCUGUAUACCGAGCAGCACUUCCGCAGCCCGUCGUUGCGGAGCGUGCAGCCGCUGUCGCCGUAUCUCAGUCUAGGUUCGGUGUUCGCCGGCCUGUCGCGGCUCUUCUCGGCGCUGUACGGAAUUCGAUUCCGGGCGUCUAUGGUGGCCCCUGGCGAGGUCUGGAGCGAAGGACCGGGAGACGUGAUGAAGGUCGAGGUGUUGGACGAGCGCGAGGGUGCGAAAGGCACUUCUGGAUCUGCAGAAGGCCUCAUCGGGACCAUCUACGCCGAUUUGUGGAGUCGCGACGGCAAACCAGGCGGAGCAGCCCACUACACAGUCCGCUGCUCUCGUCGCGUCGACAAGGACGACGAAGCAGGUGAUUUCACCCACGGUCGCUCCGAAGACGGUCGCACCCUUCGACCGGAAGACCUCGGCGGCGAAGGCUACGGCAACCCACUCCAAGCGCCCACCUUUGAGCAACGCGAGCGACCCGGUCGGUACCAACUCCCCGUCGUCGUUCUUAUGUGCGACUUUGCGCGACCCGGCGGGGGCAACCAAGGCCCCUGCCUUCUCGGUUGGCACGAAGUCGAAACCCUUUUCCACGAGAUGGGCCAUGCGAUCCAUUCGAUGAUCGGUCGCACCUCGUACCACAACGUGUCCGGAACACGGUGCGCCACCGACUUUGUCGAGCUUCCUUCAAUCCUCAUGGAGCACUUUGUUCAGUCGCCGCAGGUCGUCUCGAUCGUCGCGCGGCAUCACAAGACGGGCGCCUCGCUGCCGUUCGAGCACCUCUCCUCGCACUUGGAAGCGUCCAAAUCGCUCGAAGGCCUCGACACGUACCACCAGAUCCUGCUCGCCCGUCUUGACCAGGCGUACCACUCGUCCGCCGCCGCAGCAUUCACCUUUGACUCCACCGCGCUCUACGCCGAGCUGGAUCGGGAGAUGGGUCUCCCCGGCGCAGCACAGCUGAGCUACACCGAGGGCGCACACCCACAAGUGCGCUUCGGCCACCUCUUCGGCUACGGUAGCACAUACUACUCGUACUUGCUGGAUCGGGUGAUUGCGAGCAAGAUCUGGAACCACCUGUUCGAGGGCAACCCGCUGGACCGGGACAAGGGCGAGGUGUUCAAGAUGCAGUGUUUGAAGUAUGGCGGUGGGCGGGACCCGUGGGGGAUGCUGGCGGAUGUGUUGGGUGCCGAAGAGGUGAGGGACGGGGAUAAGAGGGCCAUGCAGCAGGUGGGAAAGUGGGGCAUCGAAUGA